Messenger RNA from Lampris incognitus (smalleye Pacific opah), 2400 nucleotides. Its product is annotated as NACHT, LRR and PYD domains-containing protein 12-like. The coding region runs from base 1 to 2400 and encodes 799 amino acids. The record is from RefSeq and is a predicted model, not a curated record. The transcript is spliced from 6 exons. NCBI's taxonomy places the organism in Eukaryota, Metazoa, Chordata, Actinopteri, Lampriformes, Lampridae.
AUGUGUCACUACAAGACCCAUCAGCAGAGACCAGACCCCCCUGGACCCAGCUGUGUGUCCAUGAAGAGUGACCGGUCUAUGGAUAUACCUAUUAGUUUCAAAGAUGGACACCGCUCUACUGAGCAGAGAGACCACCAGGAGAGGUCAGAGGUUCUCAGUGGUCAGUCUGUCCAGGAGCAUCAAACAGACCUGGACUCCAUAUUUAUGCUGCUUGAGGAGAACAUUAUCACUUUUGUGAAGAAGGAGCUGAAGAGGUUGCAGAAGCUUCAGAGUUCAGAUUACCCAGAGUGCUUAGAGAGACAGAUGGAGGAGGAGGAGGAGGAACAGAGGAGGGGCACCAGGGAGGCACUUCUGAAGAUCACGCCGCACUUCCUGAGGAGUAUGAAGCAGGGGGAGCUGGCUGACUCUCUGGAGAGCAAAACCCUUGUUCCCAUGUGCCGGAGUAACCUCAAAGCAGCUCUGAAGGAGAAGUUUCAGUGUUUGUUUGAAGGCGUCACUAAACCAGGAGAGUCAACACUUCUGAAUCAGGUCUACACAGAGCUCUACAUCACAGAGGGAGGCAGUGGAGAGGUCAAUAAUGAACAUGAGGUCAGGCAGAUUGAAACAGCAUCCAGGAAACCAGCGAGACCAGAAACACCGAUCAAAUGUGAAGACAUCUUUAAACCCUUACCUGGACAAGAUAAACCAAUCAGAACAUUGAUGACAAGGGGAGUGGCUGGCAUCGGUAAAACAGUCUUAACACAGAAGUUCACUCUGGACUGGGCUGAAAACAAAACCAACCCCAAUAUACACUUCACGUUUCCAUUCACGUUCAGAGAGCUGAAUGUGCUGAAAGAUAAAAAGUUCAGCUUGGUGGGACUUCUUCAUCACUUCUUUAUCGAAACCAAAGAAGCAGGAAUCUGCAGCCUUGACAAGUUCCAAGUUGUGUUCAUCUUUGACGGUCUGGAUGAGUGUCGACUUCCUCUGGACUUCCAGAAUAAUGAGAUCUGGACUGAUGUCAGAAAGUCCACCUCAGUGGACGUGCUACUGACAAACCUCAUCAAGGGGAAACUGCUUCCCUCUGCUCGCCUCUGGAUAACCACACGACCUGCAGCAGCCAAUCAGAUCCCCCCUGAGUGGGUUGACAUGGUGACGGAGGUGAGAGGGUUCACUGGUCCACAGAAGGAGGAGUACUUCAGGAAGAGAUUCAGAGAUGAGGAGCAGGCCAGAAGAAUAAUCUCACACAUCAAGACAUCACGAAGCCUCCACAUCAUGUGUCACAUCCCAGUCUUCUGUUGGAUCACUGCUACAGUUCUGGAUCAUGUGUUGAAAACAGAGGAGAGAGGAGAGAUGCCCAAGACCCUGACUGAGAUGUACAUCCACUUCCUGGUGGUUCAGUCCAUCCAGGGGAAUGUGAAGUAUCAUGGGAGAUCUGAGACAGAGCCACACUGGGAUACAGAGAACAGGAAGAUGAUCGAGUCUCUGGGAAAACUGGCCUUUGAACAGCUGGAGAAAGACAACCUGAUCUUCUAUGAAGCAGACCUGACAGAGUGUGGCAUUGAUAUCAGAGCAGCCUCAGUGUACUCAGGAGUGUUCACACAGAUCUUUAAAGAGGAGUGUGGGCUGUACCAGGACAAGGUCUUCUGCUUUGUCCAUCUGAGCAUUCAGGAGUUUCUGGCUGCUCUUUAUAUCUUUCGCUCAUUCACCCAAACUGGAGUCAAUCUGCUGUCAGAAACACAGUCAACCUCCUGGUGUUCUAAACCACUUAGAGACAAACCUACAGAGCUAGACCUCUACCAGACAGCAGUGGACAAGACCUUAGAGAGUCCAAACGGACAUCUGGACUUGUUCCUGCGCUUCCUCCUGGGCUUCUCACUGGAACCCAAUCAGAAUCUCCUACGAGGCCUGCUGGGAAAGACAGGAAGUAAAUCACUGACCAAUCAGAAAACAGUCCUGUACAUCCAGGAGAGGAUCAGGGGGGAUCUCUCUCCAGAGAGAAGCAUCAAUCUGUUCUACUGUCUGAAUGAACUGAAUGACCAUUCUCUAGUGAAGGAGAUCCAACAGUUCCUGACAUCAGGGAGACUCUCCACAGACCAACUCUCUCCUGCUCAGUGGUCAGCUCUGGUCUUCAUCUUACUGUCCUCAGAAAAGGAGCUGGAGGUGUUUGACCUGAAGAAAUACUCUGCUUCAGAGGAGGGUCUUCUGAGGCUGCUGCCAGUGGUCAAAGCCUCCAAUACAGUUCUGUUGUGUUACUGUAAUCUGUCAGAGAGACGCUGUGAAGUUGUGUCCUCAGUCCUCAGCUCCACCUCCUCUAGUGUGAGAGAGCUGGACCUGAGUAACAAUGAUCUGCAGGAUUCUGGAGUGAAGCUGCUCUCUGCUGGACUGGGGAGUCCGCAAUGUAGACUGGAAACUCUCAGGUGA